Molecule: messenger RNA, 810 nt
Organism: Paracoccidioides brasiliensis Pb18
Exons: 3
Coding region: 1-810 (269 amino acids)
Biological process (GO): positive regulation of protein catabolic process
Cellular component (GO): cytoplasm; nucleus
Molecular function (GO): ornithine decarboxylase inhibitor activity
Source: RefSeq, a predicted model, not a curated record
AUGGCGGGAAUCUCAAGUAGUAAUCAGAAUAAUAAUUCGAAUCAUCAACAAGUGUUCGAAUGGAGCCGCCAAACCCAGGUUCUCGCCAGCUGCUACUCUGUCAAUCCCUGCACCGGGAGUCUCAGCAGUUUCCAUUAUUGCACUACAGGGCCCAGUGGUAUCCCUGAGGUCCCCUCAGGGCAUAAAUUCCCCCCGACAAGUCCUCCCACUAAAUACUCGGCCACAGCAGUGGUGGCUGAUGAAUUCCUGUCGCCGCGAGAGGGACUGGAAUUCAAUGGGGAGGCAGUGCAAACUAUCACGGAAGAGUGUGAGAGGCUCUUCUGCGACACAUUGUGGACAUUGUUCCUUGGUGAGAGGCAACUUGCUCCACAACAGUCGCUGGUGAUAGGUGCGGUACCUAAUAACAAUAAACACGUAAGCGCAUUCGAAGCGAAUGCAAAGAUAUCUGGGCGGAUUCAGAACUGUAUUGAAGUGUGGGACUACCCUGGAGACACGAUCUACAGAGGAUUUGUUGCUGCCGACGGCGACCGGAGAACUCUGUUUGUAUUUUUCGACAAUCACACAUGUGCGGGGCAAGGGUUCAAGUCUGGAUUGAUGGCGCUGUUCGAAAUCGCCAGCAGUCCCGAGCUUGAUUGCUCCGAAAUGAUUGCAUGUGUUGAUCGAUCGAUGGACGCAGCGGACCUAGUUGUUGCAAUGCGAAAUUUAGGCUGGGUUGGAUUUGAAUUAAGUAGUUUGAACGACUGGGUAGUUCCUCCAUUGAAGGAGGCUAUUAUCAGUGGUAAAUGGUUAUUUAUGACAGUGGAAAUCUGA